AGAAACUCGCCGCUAUAUUUGGGUAGCCAAACAUGUCAGCCCACUUGAGCUCUAGCAGGGUAAAUUUGUCGAUUUUAAGAGAAUCUGCUCGAAGAGAACUGCUAGAAUGUCUUGACAAAUGCAUAGGCACGAAGGCAGUAAUAUGGGAUGAUAGCCUUACUGGCCCAUUUGGAUUGAUUGCAGAGUAUGCUUUGCUCAAAGAUCACGAUGUCACAAGAAUGUUCCCUCUCACAUUCGGAAAACUGCAGCAAACCAAUGUCCAAAACAUCAUCUUCAUCGUGCAGCCAAAGCUUGCACUGAUGGAGAUAGUUGCGGAUAAUGUUCGCAAGGAGGAGACAGCUCCUGGUCCCAAGAAGGAGUUCCACAUGUUCUUUGUUCCUCGGAAAACAUUGCUGUGCGAACGUAAGCUACAGGAGUUGGGAGUGUACGGCACUUUCAAAACAGUCGACGAAUACUCUCUGGAGAUGUUUCCGUUUGACAGUGACCUUCUUUCCAUGGAAUUGGAGGGUUCAUUCCGGGAAUGUUGCAUACAUGAGGACUACACAUCAUUGUACAAUGCUGCAAAGUCACUCAUGACUCUUCAAGCUCUUUAUGGUGUUAUUCCUUACAUACAUGGAAAGGGUCAGUGGGCAAAGCACGUUUGUGACAUGAUGCUAAGGAUGCGGCGAGAGCUGGGAGGCAGCGAGCCACAGAUCGUGCCUCAGAUCGACUCUCUGCUGCUGCUGGACAGAACCGUCGACCUGCUUACUCCACUCGCAACACAGCUCACGUACGAGGGACUGAUUGACGAGAUAUUUGGCAUCAAAAAUACGGUUGUUCAGCUGCCGAUGGAAAAGUUCUCGUCAGCAGAUGUGCACGGUGGUGCCUCUGCCAUGGUGCCCGAACCAAAGAAAUUCAUUCUGAAUUCUCUCGAGGAGCUUUAUGCUGAUAUACGGGACAGGAAUUUCAAUGCAGUCGGGCAAGUGUUGAGCCGCAAAGCCAAAGCUAUAUCAGCUCAGUUUGAGGAGAGACACGGAGCAAAAACCGUUGGUGAAAUAAAGCAGUUUGUCUCCAAACUUCCACAUAUCCAAGCUGCGAAGGAGUCGUUGGCAAACCAUACCUCCAUUGCUGAACUAGUAAAGGAAGUGACAGACACAGACGAAUUUAUAGAGGCACUACAUACGCAACAAGAGUUCAUGAAUGGUUUGGAAACAGAUAAAAUUCAUCCAUUUAUCGAGGAUUGCAUAGCAAAGCAGGAGCCACUGACUAAGGUACUACGGCUGCUCUGCCUACAGUGUGUGGCUAACAAUGGUUUCAAACAGAAGAACCUGGAAUACUACAAAAGAGAAAUCUUGCAGACGUAUGGAUUUCAGCACACAUUGACACUUUCAAACUUGGAGAAAGCUGGUCUCCUCAAAGUGCAAACAAACCGAACUUAUGGAGCAAUACGCAAGGGCCUUCGACUUAUCAUCGAGGAUGUCAGUGAACAGAGUCCGACCGAUGUAUCAUACGUGUAUAGUGGCUAUGCUCCAGUGUUGGUCAGGUUAGCGCAGUUUCUUGCAAGGCCUGGCCAGGGCUGGAGAACCAUAGAGGAAGUCAUGGAUCUGCUGCCAGGACCCAAGAUAGAAGUCUCUCAGGAAAUACCCACUGGAUUGAAAAAAAAGCGUGGUUCUGUAUCAUCUCUACAAAGUGAAGAAGACAAGAAGAUCAUGUUGGUGUAUUUCCUCGGUGGCGUCACCUAUGCAGAGAUUGCUGCACUGCGGUUUCUUUCCCACCAAGAAGACAGUUCUACUGAAUACAUCAUUGCAACGACAAAGAUCAUCAAUGGAGACACUUGGCUCGAUUCAGUAUCUGAGACUAUUCCAACGAUUCCUAUAGCGGACCUACGCCGGUGAUCCGAGUUCGUCCAAGCUACAGACACAUUCCUGUUCCAUCUUAGAUGUGUGCCCCUGUUAUAUAUGGUACCUGGGUGAGCCAGAAAUCAUGUGUGAAAUCAUGCAAAUAAUUGCAUUAUUAGCUGUAUAUGAUUGGAAGAGAAUAAAUAAAUUGUUGGCUAGGUAGUUUCAAGUUUUUGGCUUCUACAUGUGCGUUCGUGUGCUUGCCAAAUGUAUCUUAAAUAUAAUAUCCAACUGUUCUAUGCAUGCUACAUGCAGAAAUUUAUCUUAUAUUGUGACUGUACGUAUUAUUACAUACUACCAGGAGUGAAUAAUAAUAGAUUAGUGAUAAUAAUAAUCUAUUAUUAUUCACUCCUGAUCCUAUGUAUAAGUUACGUACGUAAUGUAUACAUACGUAAUACGUGUAUGUAUUAUUACAUACUAUACGCAUUAUUACAUCAUCUUAUUUCGUCAUUGUGUGCUGCAUAACACUUUGAGGCUUUAUGGAUGUUGCUAUCACUCAACUUGUAAAAUAAAUUUGUUGUGAAACAUGUAAACAUUC
Molecule: messenger RNA, 2415 nt
Organism: Priapulus caudatus
Lineage: Eukaryota; Metazoa; Priapulida; Priapulimorpha; Priapulimorphida; Priapulidae
Product: vacuolar protein sorting-associated protein 33A-like
Exons: 15
Coding region: 33-1874 (613 amino acids)
Biological process (GO): vesicle-mediated transport; intracellular protein transport
Cellular component (GO): lysosome; CORVET complex
Source: RefSeq, a predicted model, not a curated record